Saccharomyces cerevisiae S288C is the source of this 3099-nucleotide messenger RNA. RefSeq names its product karyopherin KAP120 (gene KAP120). Lineage: Eukaryota; Fungi; Ascomycota; Saccharomycetes; Saccharomycetales; Saccharomycetaceae. Gene Ontology annotation, biological process: intracellular protein transport; import into nucleus. Bases 1 to 3099 code for a protein of 1032 amino acids. Gene Ontology annotation, molecular function: small GTPase binding. The transcript has a single exon. Gene Ontology annotation, cellular component: nucleus; cytoplasm. The record is from RefSeq and is marked reviewed.
AUGGCCUCGUCUCUUAACGAGUUAAACUUGGUUCAAGUACUUGAACAAGCAAGUAACCCACAACAUAUUAGGUCAGAUGUUCAAAAAUUAGCCGAACAACAACUAAGACAAUGGGAGACUCAAGCGGGAUUUCAUUACUUAUUACAGUCAAUCUACCUUAAUUUAUCUAAUUCUUUACAAAUUAGAUGGUUGGCGGUAAUUCAAUUUAAGAACGGCGUGGAUAAAUACUGGAGAUCCACUAGAAUUAACGCUAUACCUAAAGAUGAAAAAGCCUCGAUAAGAGGUCGUCUUUUUGAAAUGAUCGAUGAACAGAAUAAUCAACUUUGUAUUCAGAAUGCCCAAGCUUCCGCAAGGAUUGCAAGGCUAGAUUUUCCCGUAGAGUGGCCAACCUUAUUUGAGGAUCUAGAAAACCUAUUGAACGAUGAGAUCAUCAGAAAAGAUUCAGUUAAGAUUUACAAUAUAUUGAUGCAUAUAAAUCAAAUCGUUAAAGUAUUAGGUACUGCGAGAAUAGGAAGGUGCCGACCCGCUAUGCAAAGUAAAGUUCCUUUGAUAUUACCACUAAUUGUCAGGAUUUAUUUACAAUCAUUUGAAGAAUGGACGACAUCCUCCAAUCUCAACUACGAGGAUCUUUCCAGUUUACAAGUUUCUUACCUAGCUUUGAAAGUGCUCAGAAGGAUAAUUUGUGAAGGAUACGACCGCCCUCAAACCGAUCAGUCUGUUUGCGAUUUUAUUAAACUAUCCGUUUCACACUUUGAGAUGUUAAUUUCAAACCAUGAAAACUUCAAAAAGUUUGAUAUUUACGAAAAGUUUAUCAAAUGCCUAGGAAAGUUAUAUUUCAAUUUAGUCACUGGCUCUCCGGCUAAUUUCAUAUUACUGCCAUGCUCUACGCAAAUUCUAAUCACUUAUACUAGGCUAAUUUUCGAUAAGGCCCCUAAAGUAUAUAGAGAGAAUUCUGAUGUCACGGGGGACUUUUGGGAACAGACUGCUAUUAGAGGGCUUUUAAUUUUGAAAAGGGUCAUUAAUUUCAUUCACAAAAAGGGGGCAAUUACGUUAAAAGCAAGAAGUGAUAAACUAACCAUAGAUGCUUCUAUCAACAAAAUCAACACAGAAUUUCUGAAUGAGAAUUUGAUAACAAGGUUGGUUGACACUUUAAUGGAAUGGUACUUGAGGUUAAGACCAACUGAAUUAGAAAAUUGGUUUAUGGAUCCAGAAGAAUGGAUAAACGAACAAAUGGCCACGAGUUACGAAUAUCAAAUCAGACCAUGUGCAGAGAACGUUUUUCAAGACUUAAUGAAUACUUUCUCUGAGCUGUUGGUUCCCUACCUGUUAAAGAAAAUUGAAAAUGAUGCUUCAAAGCUAUCAAACUCAUUAGACGAUUUUUUAAGGAAAGACGCAAUUUAUGCAAGUUUCCAAUUAAGUGCAUCCGCUGUUAGUGAAAUGGUAGAUUUUGACAGGUUACUAAUUCAGGUUUUUUUACCAGAAGCUACAAAUACAAACAUAUCAGGCGACGAAUUAAGGAUUAUCAGAAGAAGAGUUGCUUUAAUUAUAAACGAAUGGUCUACUGUGAAGUGUUCGGAAGAAUCUAAAAGUUUAUGUUACAAGUUAUUUACAAACUUCCUGACAGAUGAAGACGACAAAGUUGUUUUGUUAACCACAGUCCAGACUGUCAGAACCAUGGUUGAUGACUGGAACUUCAACAAGGAUACUUUUCAGCCAUUUUUAACUGAAAAUGUUCAUUUAUUGUUGAGGAAAAUUUUACCAUCUGUGUCGUUAACCGAGACAAGGCUAUAUGUUUUAAACACCUUGAGCGAUAUCAUAAUUCAAACAAAACCUUUAAUUAGCAGGGAUCUAUUAGUCGAAAUUUUGCAAAUCAUACCAAACCUUUGGGAAAUAGCAACAAAUAAUGCUAGUGAGGCUAUUUUGGCAAACGCAUUGUUAAGGUUAUUGAGAAAUUUGGUAUCAUCUUUGGGAUCACAGUCACAUUUAACGUGGGAUAUCGCCAUACCUGUGGUUGCAUUAGCCUGUGAUCCCUCUUCUAUGCAAUAUCAGUUGUUAAGCGAAGACGGGUAUGAACUAUGGGGCAUGCUUCUUCAAAAUUUUUCAUCCCACGAUCAAGAGUUUGACGAUAAGUUCGUUGAAUUGGUGCCAUUUCUAAAGUAUGGUAUUGAGACACACACAGAGAUUCUCCCAACUUUACUUGAAAUUAUCAAAAGUUAUGCUCUGAUUCUGAAUCCUGUGGAUUUUUUCUCUAACAACACAUUUCAAGAUAUUUUUAAACAAAUGUCUAAAUAUCUUUUAAAGUUAAGGGAAGAUUCAUUUCAGUUGGUUUUAGAAAUCUGGGAAAUUUUGAUAUUAUCCAAUGAGUCGGAUUACGAAAAUCUGUUAUUGCAAAAAUUCUAUGAAACCGGAGUAUUAUCAGCAUUAUUCGAUGCCAUUUUCCUGGAAGAAGCUCCUUCAUCUUAUUUAUGCUCGCAAAUCAUUCAAAUCAUCGCUAGAAUAUCCUACGUGAAUCCAGACGCCUUAAUGACUUUUUUAGCUACAUAUCAUGACAAUCUACCAACUUCUAACGAAAAUGCACGCAUGCCGGAAUCAAUAAGAAAAAUUGUGUCUAAGGAUCAGACGUAUGAUUCCGUUGUAAACAAGCUUUUAACCGGAUGGAUAGUAUGUUUUAGAGAUAUCUUUGAUCCUAAAUUCAAAAAAGUUCACAUAUUAGGUAUUUCAAGUUUACUAAGGACUGGUUUAGUUCCUAUUUUGACUGAGUUUUCAUCCAUCGCAUCUUUAUGGAUCGAAAUGCUCGAAGAAAUUAAUGAAACUAAUCGUGGGGAUUGCGAAAAAUACCACUUGAAUGAUAUUGUUACAGAGCAAUCAAUUGCAUUCCAUCCUUUAACUGCCGAACAAUUAAGAUAUCAUCAAUUAUGCAAAAACAAUGAUCCAGUGCAUAACAUUAGUUUAAAAGAUUUUAUUUCCCAAUCAAUGGAAUAUCUAGAAUCACAUUUAGGAGUAGAAAGGUACCAAGAAUUUUUGAAGACUAUUAACCCUAGUUUACUAGAGAACUUACAAAUGUUUUUAUCCAUCCAGCCUCAAGAGGCUCGUCCAUGA